AUGGAUGCUACAAUAAUCACUCAACAAUGUAAUGUACUUCUUAAUCAGUCAGAUAUCUCAAAAAGGAAUGAGCAUCUAAAUGAGUUUUUCAGCAGUGUUACUGAAGAGCUGACAAAAUGUUCAUUGCCAAUGACAGAUUUCAAUCUAAUCACUACAAUCGUAAGUACUCUAAUUGGAAUAGAUAAAAAUCAAUUUGGGAAACAGUCACACUUGAUGAAACAUAAACUUUUGAUAAUUCUUCGCGAUUAUUUAAUCAAAUUCUUCUUUAAUCAAGAACAAAAUCAUCUAAUUAAUAAUUUAUCCAUUCUUUUUUACAAUAUUUGCUAUGGUAGUGUAUUAACUGAUGAAAAUAUUCAAUUAUUUGUUUACAAACCUUUGAUCGAUGAAAUCUGUUUAUUCUAUGAGAAAAUUGAAAAAUAUGUCGAUGAAACGAAACUCAUUCAAGCCAAUGGUCGUCUUCUCAAAAUCUAUCAAAGGAUUCACAUGUUUCGUUUUGGUUUACAAGAAAAUUCCAUUUUAGAAAUCUUAUUUAUCACUAUUACGAAAUGCAUUGUUUCAAACUUCUUUAUAAAAAAGCUGGAAAAUUUACCAAAAAUGAUGUCACAAUUAAAUCCGAUUGAAAUUCUUCUAUUUGAUAGCUGUAUCGAGUUCAUGUAUUGGCAACCAUAUGAAAGCAAUGCAGUAGAAAGAAAACAUCUUUUUACGAUUUGUGAAACAUUAUUGCAAACAGUUGUUGGUUUAAUGUCCUCCUCAAUUGUGUCAGAACCUUUGAUACGACUAGCGUGUUUUAUUUCGUUGAAUAUUAUAGUUGGGAGUAACGAUAAUGCAGCAGAUGAAAAUACUAUUGAUGCCAAUUAUUAUCAUCUUAUGGAUUAUUGUAUAUCUAUGCUCGAUCAUCGAGGGACUAUUAUUACAAAGCGAGCACUUCUGUCGACUUUAUGUCAUUGCGCCUAUAAUAUUGAUAUGAUAGUUUACUUGAAAAAUAAUUUACUUCUAAAACCACUCUUGCUAAAAAUGUGCGAAUCAGAUGAUACUGAAAUAUCCUUCAAUUCAUAUCGUAUUUUGGCUAUUAUUAUGAACGAAGAAGAUAUUAAAACACUUGCUAAUAGUAGUAAAAUAGUUUCGCUAUUUUAUAUCUAUUUCAUUAGCAUGAUUGAUGAUUCCAUUCAGAUCAUGACUUUUCAAAGUUUGCUUCAUUCUUUAAAGAGUCUCGUACAACAUGAACAAAUAAAAAUAGAACUAGUUAAGAUAGAAACAGUCCCAUUACUUAUCCGGUGUGUUAUCGAAGCAAAUUUUCAAAAAACAAAAAUUCCACAAUAUGCAUUGGAAAUUUUACUUACACUAUCUUUCAAUGACGAAGCUUUGAAGGUACUUGAAAAAGAAGUGAAUUUUAUGAGUCAUCUCAAAGUUUUAGAAAAUUCAACAGAAGAAACUAUACAGCGAGGUGCUAAUCAUUUACUUUGGCUAUUUGAUCAGAAAAUACAAAGUCCUAUCAUGUCUAAAUCUGGUUCGUUCAGUUCGCGCUACAAAUUUGAUAUAAUGUUGAGUUAUUCCCAUACCGAUAAAAAAAUAUGUUUUCAAAUUUAUGAAAAUCUUGUUAGAGAUGGAUUUCAUGUAUGGAUUGAUCGAGAUCAAAUGCAUGGUGAUACAAUGGCAGCCAUGGCGAAUGCGAUUGAAAAUUCAGAAUUUGUAGUCAUCUGUAUGUCUGAAGCGUAUAAACAAAGUCCCUAUUGUCAAGCAGAAGCUCAUUAUGCAUUUCAACGACAAUGUAAAUUAAUACCACUCGUUAUGAAAGCAAAGUAUAAGCCUGAAGGAUGGUUAGGCAUCAUUGUUAGUGGUAAAAUUUAUGUCGAUUUUUCUAAAUUUCAAUUCGAUUCCGCUUAUUCAAUUCUUAAAAAUGAAAUUCAAAGAAAACGAAUCGCUACUACUAUCCUCGAUUCUAAUAAAAUAUAUCUAGAUCCUCAUUUGAGAGUCCCACUGUUAUCAUCGUCAUCAGUAGGUCAAGAUCGACCAAUCGUAGAUCUUCCACUUUGUAUUGAUGCGUGGUCUGAAGAUCAUGUUCGUUCCUUUCUCAGGAAUAACAAUUUAACAUCGCUUCUACCUGUGUUUCCUGAUUUUAAUGGUAGUCUACUCUAUCAAGCCUAUUCCAUGUGUCAAGCAGGUCGAGAAAGCAUGUUUCAGGCAAUGAGAAACGAGGUCGUAACACAUGAAACUGUUCCACCAUUAACACUUGCUACUUAUCUUCGCUUUCUCGAACGAUUGAAAUCGUAUAUUCCAAUAAACGUGAACGAUCAAUCACAGCGGCCAAUACCAACUCUUUGUAAUAUUAUGUAA
This is a messenger RNA of Rotaria socialis, 2334 nucleotides long. NCBI's taxonomy places the organism in Eukaryota, Metazoa, Rotifera, Eurotatoria, Philodinida, Philodinidae. The record is from the annotation of a GenBank genome assembly.